This is a messenger RNA of Trichomonas vaginalis G3, 1692 nucleotides long. Its product is annotated as regulation of choline O-acetyltransferase protein. Gene Ontology annotation, molecular function: metalloendopeptidase activity. Gene Ontology annotation, biological process: cell adhesion; proteolysis. The coding region runs from base 1 to 1692 and encodes 563 amino acids. The transcript has a single exon. NCBI's taxonomy places the organism in Eukaryota, Parabasalia, Trichomonadida, Trichomonadidae. The record is from RefSeq and is a predicted model, not a curated record. Gene Ontology annotation, cellular component: cytoplasm; membrane.
AUGUUCCUAUCGCUUAUAGCGAUUAAGAAAUGCUAUCAUGACGUGUUUCAAUCGAAAAUAACCAACUUAACAAAUAUUGAAGUUGGACCACAAACGCAGGCAAUAGGAAAGAAAGAGAUAAAUAUUCAUUUUGAUUUAUCCAGCGUGAUGUCCAACUCUGAUAAUCAAAUGUGUGAACAUGAAGAUCAAGUAGUUCGAUGGUCAUUAGCAAAUGAUAUGUAUAUUUGUACUUCAAAAGAUAUAAUAACAGAAGAGCAAAAACUAGCGCUACAACAAACAUUUAACGAAGUAAAAUCACUCGUUAAUAGUUUUCUACUAGUAGAACCUUUAAAUCAGCCAAUUUCUCCGGCCAAAAUUUUAGAUUUUCCAAUUAAUGAAUCAUUACUAGUUGAUACAGAUCUCUUUAUUAGUGUAUAUGUCAGAAAACUACAACACGUAUAUGAUACAAACAUGGGAUCCGUUUUUCAAGUUUUAUAUAAAGGAAGACCAGUUCAAGGAGUCAUUUUUAUAGAUCCACAAGCAAUUCCUUCGAAAUAUCAGUCAUUGAAUAUGCCAAAUAGAGAGUUUUUCUUAGAAAUUCUCCAUCAAGUUUUUCAUAUUCUCGGAAUUUCCAAGAAUUUAGUUAAUUAUUGGAUUGAUAACGCUACAAAUACUCAAUACAAGCAAUCUCCAAUACAGAAAUUGCAUUAUAACAAGUACAACAAAGAUUAUUUUGUUGUUGAUACUCCAUCAACGAGAAAAUUCAUGGAUAACAGAUUUGGCAACAAGCCAAUUGAAAAUAUAAAUGGUAUAGAACUUGAUUUAACCGGAAAUGACUAUACAAGUCAUACAUCUGGAAUUGUUUAUUUUUCUGAUAUAAUGAACACAGUUUCCAUGCCGUCAAAGGUUAUUUCGGAUGCAACUAAGUCUAUUUUAAUGAGUACUGGCUUCUACCAACUCUCAGAUUCCAAAUUUAAUUUUGAAAAAAUAAAUUGGGGAAAUGGAACAACGGUUGGAAAGAAAAAACGGUUAGAUUUCCCAUUUGAAUCACCUCAGAAAACGUAUCCGGCCAAUUAUUUCUGUAAAAACGACCAAAAAGGAGAAAUUUGUUCUUAUGAUUACAAAGGAAGGUCGGAAUGUGCUGGAGAUACGACACCAAGCUGUUAUCACUCUAGUUUAGCUGAUUAUUGCAGCGAAAUCAACUAUUCAAAUCCAAAUAAUUUAAAUUUGAUUUCAUUUUACAAAGAAUUUGAAUACCAGAACGUAAAAAUACCAAAAGGACAGUUGUGUUCUAAUUCUGAGUCUAAAACUGAUAAAAGCAUCAGUCGAAAAGAAGAAUUUGGAGAAAAUUCUUUUUGUGCAGAAGGAAAUGAUGGAACUUCGUUUGCAGGAUGCUACAAAAUGUUCUGUGACGAAUAUGGAACUCUGUUUAUUAAAAUUGGCCGUGUUCCUCGUAUUUGUUAUUCUGGAAAGAAAAUUAAAUUUGGAAACACGGAAAUUUUGUGUCCUCCGUCAGAAAGCAUUUGUUCAAUAUCUCCUGUAGAUAACAGAUACUCGAAAUUGCUGAUUUUGGUUGCAAUUUACAUGAUUUUCUUGUUAACAAUCAUUGUUUCAAUGAUAAUUCUUUGUUUGUACUGCAGGCACCUCAAAACAACUGAUGGUGACACUCCUGCUGAUAGAACUGUUGAUAUUCCUCUUGUUAUUUCAAUAUGA